This is a messenger RNA of Scleropages formosus (Asian bonytongue), 1321 nucleotides long. It is a transcript of the gene mdh2, whose product is annotated as malate dehydrogenase 2, NAD (mitochondrial). The transcript has 9 exons. The coding region runs from base 134 to 1147 and encodes 337 amino acids. Lineage: Eukaryota; Metazoa; Chordata; Actinopteri; Osteoglossiformes; Osteoglossidae. Gene Ontology annotation, biological process: tricarboxylic acid cycle; malate metabolic process. The record is from RefSeq and is a predicted model, not a curated record. Gene Ontology annotation, cellular component: mitochondrion; cytoplasm. Gene Ontology annotation, molecular function: L-malate dehydrogenase (NAD+) activity.
GUUGGUUGUCCGCUGCAUGUUCUGUCUCGACCGGCCGCCUUGCUAGAGGACGUUGGUGUCAUAUCGGAGGAAGAAUUUAUUACAUUGCUCUAGUUUUUUUAUUUUAAACUCAGUGUCAAAAUCCAUCUUCAGUAUGUUUUCCCGCGUCGCCAGACCAGCUCUUAACAUCACACGCAGUCUGUCCACUUCCUCGCAGAACAAUGCAAAGGUGGCAGUACUGGGUGCAGCUGGAGGAAUUGGCCAGCCCCUGUCCCUGCUCCUGAAGAACAGUCCUCUGGUGAGCCAGCUGACCUUAUAUGAUAUUGCCCACACACCUGGAGUGGCAGCAGACCUCAGCCAUAUCGAGACCAGGGCCCAGGUCACUGGCCACAUUGGUCCAGAUCAGCUGGGUGCCGCUCUGAAAGGAUGUGAAGUUGUUGUCAUCCCGGCUGGAGUUCCCAGGAAACCUGGUAUGACCCGCGAUGAUCUUUUCAACACCAAUGCGUCCAUUGUGGCCACCCUGACUGAUGCCUGUGCCCGCAACUGCCCAGAAGCUAUGCUCUGCAUCAUUUCCAAUCCUGUGAACUCUACUGUCCCCAUUGCAUCUGAGGUCCUGAAGAAGCAUGGGGUUUACAACCCUAAUCGUGUGUUUGGUGUCACAACAUUGGACAUUGUCAGAGCAAACACCUUUGUUGCAGAACUGAAGGGUCUGGAUCCAGCUCGUGUCAAUGUUCCAGUGGUUGGAGGUCAUGCCGGAAAGACCAUCAUUCCCCUCAUUUCACAGUGUACUCCUAAAGUGGAAUUCCCUGUGGACACACUCACUGCUCUGACAGGCCGUAUUCAAGAGGCGGGCACCGAAGUUGUCAAGGCUAAAGCUGGAGCAGGUUCCGCCACACUUUCGAUGGCCUAUGCCGGGGCCCGAUUCACCUUCUCUCUGCUGGAUGCUAUGAACGGCAAGGAGGGCGUUGUUGAAUGCUCAUUUGUGAGGUCUGAGGAAACAGAGUGUAAAUAUUUCUCCACACCUCUCCUUUUGGGGAAACAUGGAAUUGAGAAAAACCUUGGUCUCGGCAAGCUUUCUGCCUUUGAGGAGAAGCUGGUGGCUGAUGCCAUGGGAGAGCUGAAAGGCUCCAUCAAGAAAGGAGAGGAUUUUGUCCUGAACAUGAAGUAACCGGGCAAACCCAGCCACUGAACCUGUCAUCACAUUGUGAAGUGAGCUGAAAUGCAAAAGAUCUGCCAGAAAUACAAGUUAAACGUGCAAUGUUUGACAGCUUUAGUGUAGCUGUUUGUUACUGUCUGGAAGUGUAAAUUAUGUGAUGAAUAAAAUGGCCUAUGUUUUACCAUA